AUGGGUUCUGCAGCCAGACAACCUCUCUUCUCCUUUGGUGUUAUCGCUGAUGUUCAAUAUGCUGAUAUUCCAGAUGGACGCUCCUUCUUAGGCGUUCCUAGAUAUUACAGAAACAGCAUCCUCGUCUUGCAAAAAGCUGUCGAAACCUGGAACAACCAUGGAAACCUCAAGUUUGUUAUCAACAUGGGAGACAUUGUUGAUGGCUUUUGUCCCAAAGACCAGUCCUUGUCCGCAACUAAGAAACUAGUCAACGAAUUCGAGAAAUUCAAUGGUCCUGUGUAUCACAUGAUCGGCAAUCACUGCCUCUACAAUCUCCCACGUGAAGAGUUGCUUCCGUUACUUAACAUCCCAGGUCGUGACGGCAAUGCUUAUUAUGAGUUCUCACCGACGCCUGAGUAUAGAGUUGUGGUGUUGGAUGGUUAUGACAUCAGUGCUGUUGGAUGGCCACAGGACCAUCCCAAGACGAUCGCUGCAUUGAAGAUCCUCGAAGAGAAGAAUCCAAACGCGGAGAAGAACAGCCCUGAGGGGCUUGUGGAUGUUGAGAGGAGAUUCGUGAAGUAUAACGGCGGUGUUGGGGAGGAGCAGCUGGUGUGGCUGGACAGUGUGCUUCAGGAUGCGACGGAAUCGAAACAGAGAGUUAUCGUGUGCGGGCAUGUGCCUAUGAGCCCUGGCGCGGCGUCAAAAGCAGCCUUGCUGUGGAAUUUCGAUGAAGUGAUGAGCGUUAUACACAAGUAUGACUGUGUUAGAGUUUGUUUGUCUGGACAUGAUCAUAAAGGAGGUUACUUUGUUGAUGCUCAUGGUGUUCACCAUAGGUCACUGGAAGCUGCCUUGGAAUGUCCUCCAGGUACGUAUUCGUUUGGAUAUAUUGAUGUGUAUGAGAACAAGUUGUCUCUUGUUGGUGUUGAUCGGAUGCAAAGCACUGAUUUUUGA
Messenger RNA from Microthlaspi erraticum, 930 nucleotides. The record is from the annotation of a GenBank genome assembly. Lineage: Eukaryota; Viridiplantae; Streptophyta; Magnoliopsida; Brassicales; Brassicaceae.